AACAUUUAGCUCCUCUGUCAGAAUGAAUGGGGACCAGAAAUUGGAUGUUUAUAACCAAGAAAAGCAGAAUUUCAUCCAGCACUUCUCCCAGAUCAUCAAGGUGCUAACUGGGGGUGAACUGGGACACCCAGAGACAGAAGAUGCUAUUAGCCAGCUCAAGGAGGUCCUGGAGUACAUCACUGUAGUAGGCAAGUACAAUUGGGGUCUGAUGGUGGUACAGGCCUUCCAGGAGCUGGUGGAGCUGAGGAAACAGGAUGCUGAGAGUCUUCAGUGGGCCCUGGCUGUGGGCUGCUGUGUAGAACUGCUCCAUGCUUUCUUCCUCGUGUCAGAUGACAUCAUAGACUCUUCCCACACUCGCCGGGGGCAGAUCUGCUGGUAUCAGAAGCCGGGCAUAGGCUUGGAUGCCAUCAAUGAUGCUCUGCUUCUGGAAGCCUCUAUCUACCGCCUGCUGGAGUUCUACUGCAGGGAGCAGCCCUACCACCUCAACCUGCUGGAGCUUUUUGUACAGAGUUCCUAUCAGACUAAGAUCGGGCAGACUUUGGACCGCAUCACAGCACCCCAGGGCCGUGUGGAUCCUGGUAGAUACACUGAAAAGAGGUACAGAUCUAUUGUCAAGUACAAGACAGCUCUCUACACUUUCUACCUGCCUAGGGGGCUGUUGUGUACAUGGCAGGGAUUGAUGAAGGAACACGCUAAUGCUCUGAAGAUCCUGCUGGAGAUGGGCGAGUUCUUUCAGGUCCAGGAUGACUACCUUGAUCUCUUUGGAGACCCCAGUGUGACCGGAAAGGUCAGCACUGACAUCCAGGACGAAAAAUGCAGCUGGCUGGUGGUUCAGUGUCUGCUAUGAGCCACUCCUCAACAGCACCAGAUCUUAGAGGAGAAUUAUGGGCAGAAGGACCCAGAAAAAGUGGCAUGGGUAAAAGCACUGUACGAGGCGCUGGAUCUGCAGAAUGUGUUCUUCAAGUACGAGGAAGACAGUUACAACCGCCUCAAGAGUCUCAUAGAGCAGUGCUCUGCGCCCCUGCCCCCAUCCAUCUUCCUGGAACUAGCAAACAAGAUCUACAAGCGGAGAAAGUGACCUCGAAUUGUAGACGCUGGGAGGGAGGGGUCUCAAUAAAUUAUUGUUCAACAA
Messenger RNA from Rattus rattus (black rat), 1132 nucleotides. Its product is annotated as farnesyl pyrophosphate synthase-like. Gene Ontology annotation, cellular component: cytoplasm. Gene Ontology annotation, biological process: trans, trans-farnesyl diphosphate biosynthetic process. The record is from RefSeq and is a predicted model, not a curated record. Lineage: Eukaryota; Metazoa; Chordata; Mammalia; Rodentia; Muridae. The transcript has a single exon. Gene Ontology annotation, molecular function: dimethylallyltranstransferase activity; (2E,6E)-farnesyl diphosphate synthase activity.